ACAUCGCAAUUGAAAUUCAACGCCGAUUUCAUAAAAUAAAAGAAAGAAAUUCAAUGGCGGUAAUCUCUCCAGCAAUGGCAUCAAGCAGGGCAUCACCGUCGACCUCCUCCGUCACCACCACCGUGACGAUCGAUAACAGCUCAGCUGCCUCCUCCUCCUCCUUGUCGCGACCUCAAGAAGCCCUCGUCCUCGAACUCCGUCCGAGGAAAAAGAAAGUUACUUGGAAAGAAGGAACAAUCGACAACGAAUUCAUGAACAAGAAGAGCUCUAAGAUCUGCUGCAUUUACCACAAAGAAAAAUCCUUUGAUGAAGACGACAGCGAUGAUGACGACUGUCCUGAUCAUCAUAGCCAUCCAUCGAACGGCAGCGAUUCUCCAAGGAUAACUGCAGGCCCAGCACAAGUAAUAGCACCUAAUUCUUGUUUUCAUAUAUUGGUUUAUGACCUUUGUUAUGGAUGCGAUGAACAAAUUUGAUGGGACUAUAUAUCGGUUUUGUAUAUUUUCUACAUUUUCCGUACAUAUACGUGUUGCUGUAGAAGAUAAAUUGUUUUGAUUCUAA
Hibiscus syriacus is the source of this 558-nucleotide messenger RNA. RefSeq names its product protein phosphatase 1 regulatory subunit INH3-like. The record is from RefSeq and is a predicted model, not a curated record. Lineage: Eukaryota; Viridiplantae; Streptophyta; Magnoliopsida; Malvales; Malvaceae. Gene Ontology annotation, cellular component: nucleus. The transcript has a single exon. The coding region runs from base 54 to 473 and encodes 139 amino acids. Gene Ontology annotation, molecular function: protein serine/threonine phosphatase inhibitor activity; protein phosphatase 1 binding.